AUGGAUUCGUUGUUCUCACAUGAAUUUUCACCAGCACCAUUGUCAUUAUGUGAUAGUCAAAACUGCAACUUAUUAAACCAACAACGGAAAUCAGAAGCAUUAACCUUAUUUGAAGAAAAUUUUUCACAAUGUUUUUCCACAAAUGAUCCAACCACAUUAGGCGGUAAAUGGGCAUUGAUUAUUGAUGGUGGUCCUAUGUUAGAAACUAAACCAUUAAAAUUAAAUGGUACUGUUAUGGAUUAUGCCAGGCAACUGUUGACGAAUAAUGUUAUUCCAGAAUUUAACAAGUAUGAUCGAAUCGAUAUUGUAUUUGAUUCUGAUCGAAGUAAAAACAUAAAAUCUUUUACCAAACGUCAUGGAUAUGAUAGCAAGAUAUCUCAAGAAUAUGAUCUAAAAGAGAAUGAUAUAUUGGAUUCUUCAAAAUUUCAUGAAUUUGUUCAUAGUAAUCGAGCAAAAUUAGCAAGUGCUGUUCGUUCUUGUUGGUCACAAAAUGUGCUUACUGAUUUACUGCCUCUUAAUAAACAUUUGAUUAUAGCCGGUCCACAACAAACUACCAUCAGGCUAAUUAAUAAUAAAUUUUCACAAUCAAUGCAAUCAGUUGAAACAUUAGUUAUUUUGGAAUCUGACCACGUUGAAGCUGAUACUCGUAUAUUUUUACAUGUUUAUGAUGUUGAGCUUGAUAAUGACAAAGGGAAAUUCAAUGGUAUUGUUAUACAAUCAAUUGAUACCGAUGUUUUCAUUCUAGCAUUAGCACAUGUGAAGUUAAUGAUGUUACCUAACUGUUAUGUUAGGAAGUUUAACUCAUCUACAAAACUGACAUCAUUUAUCAAUAUAAAAGCAAUCGGUUGUUUAUUACGAAUUAAAUGGAACAUUACCGAACCAACUGUACUUUUAGUAUUGCAUGCGCUAUCAGGGUGUGAUUCGACAUCAUUUACACGAAAUAUUACAAAAAAGACUUAUUUCAAUACCUACUUAUCGAAUCCAGAUCAAUUUCAGCAUUUACUCGAAUUUGGCGAAGAAGGCGAAAUUACAAGAUUGCCGAUGAAAGCAGCAGAGGACUUACUGAUUUCGUGUUAUACUAAAUCGAGAGGUUACAAAUCAUUAUUGGCAAAAACAGCUCCAUCAUCAUCGACACAUACUGUAUCAUUGAACUCUUUACGGCAAAAUUUGGCGAUUAAAUAUUGCAAGAAUCAGACGACGGAUAUAUGUAUAAAACUUCCACCAACAUCCGAAUCAUUUCAGCAACAUUGUAAACGUGUAUGGAAACAAGUGUUUAUUUGGAAAAAAACAUUUGAACCAUUCGACUUAAUUAGUUGUUAUCCGAUUGAAGAUUAUGGCUAUGAUCGAACAAACAAUAACGAAUUGAUCAUUCGAUGGUUCACAAACUCAGAAUUACCAAAUCAUUUGUCUCUCAGUCGUUGUGUGAAAUGUACAUCUGGCUGUCAACGAUGCAAAUGUGCUGCAAAUAAUCUAUGUUGUACUCCUCUGUGUGGAUGUUCAUCUGGUGAAUGCACUAACCGUACGACUAUACAAGUUAUGAAAAAAUCAACAGAAGCAACAAAAGAAAACUCGAAACCUGUCAUUCGGAAAAUACUGACAUUUGAUGAUACUUUCGAUGACUACGACGAUGACAGUGAAACAGAUGUUUAUAUUCAAAACAAUAAUUGUAUUGACGCCGUAGAUGGCGAAUAUGACGAUGACGGAAUUGAUGAUACAAUGCAAUCUAUGUAUGAUAACUACAGCGAUGCCGGUUCUGAUAGAUCAUUCUAUGACAGUUAUUUGGAUAGUAAUGAGAGUGAAUCUGAUCUGCUCAAUUUAUCGAUUACUAGUGACCAUAGUUACUGUUAUCAAUCAACACCAUUUGCACCAAAAUGUUCUGCUAAUGCACAAAAUGCUGUCGCAUCAUCAACUGUACUACGACAAAAUGAUUUCAAUCCUUUUCAAAAUCAAAUUUCACCAAUUAGUUCACACACAAGCUCAAGAAAAUUAAGUACCACAACAACGAACUCUAACGGAGUAAAUACAGUAUUAAAACCGAUGAAACGAAAACCAAAUUUCAGCGCUAAUACAUCUGCACAAAGUACACCGAGUCAGAUUAUUUCACGCAAAAAGAAACUUUAA
This is a messenger RNA of Adineta ricciae, 2121 nucleotides long. The record is from the annotation of a GenBank genome assembly. NCBI's taxonomy places the organism in Eukaryota, Metazoa, Rotifera, Eurotatoria, Adinetida, Adinetidae.